AUCUAUAUUAUCGUUUCCAUCCCUAACAGUAAAUAAACAUGUAUUUUAACUUGUAGCCAGUUAUUUGGUGCGGUGUGUCUUAUUUUGAUAUCGAAUUGUUAGAAUAUAUUUUUAGUGUGUUUCAGCAUUGUGACCGCUAUGAUUGAAGAAGUACAAAGGCACUCUGUCCACACGCUGGUCUUCAGGUCUCUCAAGAGAAGUCAUGACAUGUUCCUGUCCAACCAAGGAGUUCUAGCGCCAGUCGACGAGACAGCGGAGCGGGUGAAGAAGCUGGUGAAGGCGCGCGACGCGUACGGGCUGGUGCUGGAGCGUGCCAGGCGCAGCAACGCCCUGAAGCAGCAGGCGCUGGAGAGCCACGAGGCCUUCCCCCACCACCACGUGCAGUUGCACCAGCAGCAGCUGCUGCCCAUCGAGAUGAUGCCAGACACGGGCUACCUGGGCGGGGACGCGGCACUGGGCGGCGAGGGCUCCUUGGUGCCGGUGAGCGCCGUGCAGGCCCCCGCCCCUCCCCAGGUGCAGGCCAUGGUCCCGCGCAAGCUGCCCGCCAUGCCCAAGCCCCGGUGGCACCCCCCCUGGAAGCUGUACCGCGUCAUCUCGGGCCACUUGGGCUGGGUGCGCUGCGCGGCCGUGGAGCCGGGCAACCAGUGGUUCGCCACUGGCUCGGCCGACCGCGUCAUCAAGAUCUGGGACCUGGCCAGCGGCCGCCUGAAGGUGUCCCUGACGGGCCACAUCAGCAGCGUGCGGGGCCUGGCUGUCAGCAGCCGGCACCCCUACCUCUUCAGCUGCGGCGAGGACCGCCAGGUCAAGUGCUGGGACCUGGAGUACAACAAGGUGAUACGCCACUACCACGGGCACCUCAGCGCCGUGUACACGCUGGCGCUGCACCCCAGCAUCGACGUGCUGGCGACGGCCGGCCGGGACUCCACGGCGCGCAUCUGGGACAUGCGCACCAAGGCCAACGUGCACACGCUCACCGGCCACACCAACACCAUCGCCAGCGUCAUCUGCCAGGCCGCGGAGCCCCAGGUGGUGACGGGCAGCCACGACUGCACCAUCCGGCUGUGGGACCUGGCGGCCGGCAAGAGCCGCGCCACGCUCACCAACCACAAGAAGAGCGUGCGCUCCCUGGUGUUCCACCCCACCCUGUACAUGUUCGGGUCGGCGUCGCCCGACAACAUCAAGCAGUGGAUGUGUCCGGACGGCAGGUUCAUCCAGAACCUGGCGGGCCACAACGCCAUCAUCAACUGCCUGGCCGUGAACCCGGAGGGCGUGCUGGUGUCGGGGGCGGACAACGGCACGCUGCAUUGCUGGGACUGGCGCACCGGCUACAACUUCCAGCGCCUGCAGGCACCUGUGCAACCUGGCUCGAUGGACAGCGAAUCAGGGAUCUUCUCGAUGAUCUUCGACCACAGCGGCAGCCGCCUGAUCACCACGGAGGCAGACAAGACCAUAAAGAUAUACAAAGAGGAUGACACUGCGACGGAGGAGUCUCACCCCAUCCACUGGCGGCCGGAGAUCCUCAAGAGGAGGAAGUACUGAGCCCCAGCAUCCGUUUGCCUGCAGCCAGUCCUGCUGUGUACAAUCCAUUCUGUUUAUUGUUGCACUAUUGUGCAUUUCAUUCAAGACUUCUUUGCUAAUGAAAUGUCUACAUAAAAUUAACGAAAACUGGUA
Messenger RNA from Bacillus rossius redtenbacheri, 1671 nucleotides. It is a transcript of the gene Tango4, whose product is annotated as pleiotropic regulator 1. The record is from RefSeq and is a predicted model, not a curated record. Gene Ontology annotation, cellular component: precatalytic spliceosome; catalytic step 2 spliceosome; Prp19 complex. Gene Ontology annotation, molecular function: protein binding. The coding region runs from base 139 to 1539 and encodes 466 amino acids. The transcript is spliced from 9 exons. Lineage: Eukaryota; Metazoa; Arthropoda; Insecta; Phasmatodea; Bacillidae. Gene Ontology annotation, biological process: mRNA splicing, via spliceosome.